CACACGGCGACGCGCGCGCCGCGGGCAUGGAGCGCGAGUCGGCGCCGAUACGCGCCGCGCGUCGAGCGUUCGGCGCGACGGACGACGACGCGCGCGCGAGCGCGAGGGACGGCGCGCGCGCGCGCGGGCGAGGGCCAACACCAAAACCAAAGGCGGAGCUCGCGCGCGGAGGCGCGCUGGCGAGCGCGCGGAGCGCGACGCUGGCGCUGGCGAGCCUGUGCGCGAUCGCGGUGGUGAGCGCGCGACUGGACGCCGCGUCGAGGGGCGCGCGGGCGAGCGCGGUGGUGGUGGGAACGACGACGAGGACGAGGACGACGGCGACGGCGACGCUGCGCGAGGACGAGGCGGUGGAGCCGGAGUUGCGCGUGGGCGAUCGCAGCGUGGCGUACGUCGCCAAGGGAUGGAACGCGGAGCGAAGAUUGAUAGGGGACGAUAAGAUCGAGGCGAUUUGGGAAGGACCGGCGGCGGAGAACGCGGCGGGGGAGUUUGAGGCGACGAAGCCGAAGGGCGCGCUGUUGGCGCUGCACGGUUGUCAUCAUAGCGCGAAGGACUUCUUCGCGACGAACACGAAGUGCUCGCAGUGUCGAGGACUUGCGCAAGAAAUGGCGAUUACACGCACGGCGCUGAAUCGAGGAUACGUCGUGUUGGCGAUUUCGUCGUUGGGGACGUGUUGGAGCAAGGACAUCGACGCGCCGCGCGUGCAGGCGGUGUUGGACGUCUUUUACAACGACACCGCGCUGAGUGACUUGCCAUUGUUUGCGUUUGGUGCGUCGAGCGGUGGUUCGUUUGUGGGAGCGAUGCCGCAAAUGCAACUGACGCCGAAGGCGGCGGGUUUAAUUAUUCAAAUCGCUCCGGGACCGACGGCGUCGGGCGUCGUCGGCGAAGUUUUGGCGGAUUACCCGCCGACGGUGUUCUCGCACAUGCCGCGCGACGCGCGCACCGCCGAGUUCAUCGCAGCGUCGAUCGCAGACUUCCGCAACGCCGGCGUUCGCAUAAUUGAAUCUCGUCUAGAGCCGAGAGCGAUCGACGACGCAUAUUUCUACGAACAAAGUUUUGGACGAGUCUCUGAAGAGGAGAGCGCGGCGAUGGUCGCUUCUCUUCGCUCCUUUAACUUGAUCGACGCCCAGGGCUUGCUCACGGAGGAUCCGCGUUUGUUCGACGACGAUCAUAUCAUCAUGAUCAAACGACACGCACCGGAGUGGGAUAGCUUGCUCGCCGACCAGAGCGAUACGCGCGAGUUAUUAAACGUCGCGUACGCCAUGCACGAGCUCAGCGCGCAGGACUUUAGCAAGAACUUUGCGUGGCUCGUUCGUUCGCACGCGCGCGUCGCGCGCUCGACGUCUUAGUUCGAUUGGUGGGUUUUGUAAUGA
Messenger RNA from Ostreococcus lucimarinus CCE9901, 1370 nucleotides. RefSeq lists its product with no specific name. NCBI's taxonomy places the organism in Eukaryota, Viridiplantae, Chlorophyta, Mamiellophyceae, Mamiellales, Bathycoccaceae. Bases 27 to 1346 code for a protein of 439 amino acids. The transcript has a single exon. The record is from RefSeq and is a predicted model, not a curated record.